AUGACAAGCUGGCCUGAGAAACACGUCGAGGAUGGCAUGUCCAUUAAGCAGAGUUCUGCGAAGGCAUCCAGCGACCAUGACGAGGGUACCACUGACCCCGACAAGACCGGCGCGGGAGAUUCAAACGACUCGCACAAUGCGCAUUCCAGCACAAAUACAAAUGGCAUGAACCAAACCAACGUCAAGCCAUCCAGGCUCCGCCGCUACCUAUCCUUAAUCGCAGAACAGUGGUUCCUCCUCGCCCUCGCCCUGCUCAUCGUCGUCGCCAGCCAAAUCCAAGUCCCCCUCUCCCAACAGGAACUCAAACGCACCAUCACCUCCUAG
This is a messenger RNA of Saxophila tyrrhenica, 324 nucleotides long. RefSeq lists its product as uncharacterized. The coding region runs from base 1 to 324 and encodes 107 amino acids. Lineage: Eukaryota; Fungi; Ascomycota; Dothideomycetes; Mycosphaerellales; Extremaceae. The transcript has a single exon. The record is from RefSeq and is a predicted model, not a curated record.